AUGGACGAGGGCAGCCCCCUGUCGCCCAAGGCCAACGCCUUCAGCAUCGCCUCUCUGAUCGCAGCCGCCCAGCGGGCCGGCCGAGGCCCCGAGGAAGAGGAGGAGGAGGAGGAGGAGGAGGCGAUCGCGGCGCUGGACGCCCAGCUGAGCGCCGCCGGGGGGCUCCCCAAAGCCUACGGCCCCGCCGCCCUCGCCGCCGCCCGCAGGAGGAUGCAUUUCAGCGCCGUCACCAGGGACAUGGAAGCCUUCACGGCCAACAGCCUGAGCAGCCUCAACGCCUCGGCCGGCUACCACCACCACCACCACCACCACCUCUCCCCCGCGCCGGGGGAGCCCUACGCCCAGCAUGAGCCGCCGCCCCUGCCGCCGCACUACGAGCCCUGCGCCGCCCAGCAGCAGCAGCAGCAGCAGCAGCAGCAGCACCCCCAGCAGCAGCAGCAGCAGCACCACCCCGGCCCGCCGCCUCCGCAGCAGCAGCACGGCUACCCCUUCGGCGGCUCCGGCUCCAACCCGCCGCCCCCGCCGCCCCCCGAGACCCCCGAGGGGGCGGGCGGCGGCGGGUCGGCCCCCGCCUCGGCCAAGGCGCCCGUCAAGAAGAACCCCAAGGUGGCCAACGUCAGCGUGCAGCUGGAGAUGAAGGCGCUCUGGGACGAGUUCAACCAGCUGGGCACCGAGAUGAUCGUCACCAAGGCCGGCAGGCGCAUGUUCCCCACUUUCCAGGUGAAAAUCUUUGGAAUGGACCCGAUGGCCGACUACAUGCUCUUAAUGGACUUCGUACCAGUGGAUGACAAACGAUACCGAUAUGCAUUUCACAGUUCCUCCUGGCUAGUCGCUGGCAAGGCCGACCCGGCAACCCCUGGGAGAGUCCAUUACCACCCGGAUUCCCCAGCCCGGGGAGCUCAGUGGAUGAAGCAGAUUGUCUCCUUCGACAAACUUAAGCUGACUAACAAUUUAUUGGACGACAAUGGACAUAUCAUUUUGAACUCCAUGCACAGAUACCAGCCUCGUUUCCACGUGGUCUACGUGGACCCUAGGAAAGACAGCGAGAAGUACGCGGAAGAGAACUUUAAGACCUUUGUCUUUGAGGAGACCCGCUUCACUGCUGUGACGGCCUACCAGAACCACAGAAUUACCCAGCUCAAGAUUGCCAGCAACCCUUUCGCUAAAGGGUUCCGAGACUGCGAUCCAGAAGACUGGCCCAGGAAUCACAGACCUGGGGCCCUGCCUCUCAUGAGCGCUUUCGCCAGGUCCAGAAAUCCGGUGUCUUCCCCAGUGCAUCAGAACGGCAACGAGAAAGAUGCAGCUGAGACUCAGCGGGAGUAUGAACGGGAAGCAGCCAGCGGGACACCUCUGCACGCUGACCCCGCUCACCAGCAGCUCAUGUCUCGAGUGUUGAGCCCGGCGCUGCCUGUGCCUGGCGGAGGCGGCCUGGUUCCACUCACCAGUACGGCAGGAAGCCGGCCCAGCCCUCCGCACCACGAACUGCGCCUGGAGCCGUCCGCUUCGGAGACCCUUCAUCACCACCCCUACAAACAUCCCGUCUCGGCCUACGACCAUUACCUGGGAGCAAAGAGUAGGCCGGCACCCUACCCUUUGCCCAGCAUCCGGGGACACAGUUAUCACCACCACCACCACCAUCACAUGAAUCCGGCGGCUGCGGCGGCUGCAGCAGCGGCUGCUGCGGCCAACAUGUAUUCCACGGCAGGAGCUCCUACCGGCUAUGACUAUGGACCGAGAUAACACCGCCGUCCGAAGGUUCUCUAAGCUCUGACUGGCUUUCUGCAUGGUUUGAAUUGCUCAGUAGCGUAUGUUUUUGGAGAGCGCUAUCUUGCUGGAAGGACUGGCACUGUCACCUCUGCAUUUCCGCAAGGGGGUGCUUUGAUCUCUUGCACAAGUUUUAA
This is a messenger RNA of Euleptes europaea (tarantolino), 1901 nucleotides long. RefSeq names its product T-box transcription factor 1 (gene TBX1). Gene Ontology annotation, cellular component: nucleus. Lineage: Eukaryota; Metazoa; Chordata; Lepidosauria; Squamata; Sphaerodactylidae. Gene Ontology annotation, biological process: regulation of transcription by RNA polymerase II; positive regulation of DNA-templated transcription; cell fate specification. The transcript has 8 exons. The coding region runs from base 1 to 1740 and encodes 579 amino acids. The record is from RefSeq and is a predicted model, not a curated record. Gene Ontology annotation, molecular function: DNA-binding transcription factor activity, RNA polymerase II-specific; RNA polymerase II cis-regulatory region sequence-specific DNA binding.